AUGGAUCAGUUAGAGCAGAAUCAAGCUACUAUGAGGGAGGAUAUGACCACUGUGAAGGCUCAAAUGGGUCAACUUGUUGAAGCCCUACAAGAUCUGGCUAGGGGACAAGAGGAAAUGCGUCAGGCUAAUCUGAGAGCCUCUAAUGCCAACCCUGCUGUUGUGACUAUACCGGUGAAUCCACCAGGAGGAGCUGGGACGCCUGCUGUAACUCAGCCACCUCCCAAAAGAGGUCCAGUAUACCAGAAUGCUAACCAUACAUUCAAUAUCCCCGCCAAUAGGAGAUUCCAGCCUGAGAUUGACGAGCAGCAGGACGCUUUCUUCACUACAAAGGCUGACUCAGUUUAUGAAGCUUUUUGUCUUUCUCCUACUGACAUCGAAAGGAGAUUUCAGAUGAUGGAGGAGAGAUUCAAGGCGAUGCAAGGUCCUGAUACCUUUGGGUUGGAUGCUGCCGACAUGUGCCUAGUGCCAGACAUGAAAAUUCCUCCCAAGUUCAAAGUCCCGAGCUUUGAAAAGUAUCAAGGGAUCACUUGUCUAAAGACUCGCAUUCGAGCUUUCUGCAGAAAGAUGGCAGCUCAUUCUAGUGACGAGAAACUCUUAAUGCACUUUUUCCAAGAUAGUCUUAGUGGAGCUUCUCUGGAAUGGUAUAUGCAGCUCGAGCGCACGCAUAUACGAACCUGGAGGGAACUUGCUGAAUCCUUCUUGAAGCAUUAUCAGUAUAACUCAGACAUGGCAGAAGUUACCCUAAAAAGUCUCUUAUGA
This is a messenger RNA of Lathyrus oleraceus (garden pea), 759 nucleotides long. RefSeq lists its product as uncharacterized. The transcript has a single exon. The record is from RefSeq and is a predicted model, not a curated record. The coding region runs from base 1 to 759 and encodes 252 amino acids. Lineage: Eukaryota; Viridiplantae; Streptophyta; Magnoliopsida; Fabales; Fabaceae.